UGUGUGUCGAAGGCUGCUCUGCUCCUGCGAUCGGUAUCACACCGUGAAGAACGUUUUUCCUGCAAUGGACGGCAUUGCAAGUGAUGUUGCAGUUGGUGUGAAGAGAAGCUCAGAUGAAUUGCUGUCUGGCAGUCUGUACAACAGUCCAAAUUCUUCAGUCACUGCUAAUGGAAGUGACAGUAAGAAACUAAGGGUGGAGGACAGCAUGGAUAGCCCACCAUCCAGAGUCAUUCAUAUCCGGAAACUCCCCAAUGAGGUUUCUGAGACUGAGGUCAUCGCCCUGGGUUUGCCCUUUGGAAAGGUCACUAAUAUCCUGAUGCUUAAAGGCAAAAAUCAGGCAUUUUUGGAGCUAGGAACAGAGGAAGCAGCUGUUACUAUGGUGAACUACUACACAGCUGUUACACCUCAAGUGCGUAAUGUCCCAGUGUUCAUUCAGUACUCCAACCACAAAGAGCUCAAGACUGACAGUGCGCUCAACCAGCGAGCUCAGGCCGUGCUGCAGGCGGUGUCCGCGGUCCAGGAGGGUGGCUCUCCAAGCUCGGUCGCAGGCGAGAGUGUGUUAACGCCUGCUCCCAGCCCAGUACUGCGAAUAAUCAUCGACAACAUGUUCUACCCAGUCACCCUGGACGUCCUCCAACAGAUCUUCUCUAAGUUUGGGACUGUCAUGAAGAUAAUCACAUUUACCAAAAAUAAUCAGUUCCAGGCUCUUCUGCAGUUCAGUGACCCAGUGAAUGCCCAGCAGGCCAAACUGUCCUUGGAUGGUCAGAACAUAUACAACUCCUGCUGCACUUUGCGUAUCGACUUCUCCAAGCUGGUCAACCUGAACGUAAAAUACAACAAUGACAAAAGCCGGGAUUAUACCCGGCCCGAGCUGCCCGCAGGAGAUGGUCAACCACCCGUGGACCCGUCUGUGGCCGCCACUCUCAGCAAAGAUUCCACCUCCCUGCUCGGUACUCCCUCUGGAAUGGCAACUUCCUACUCUAGUGGUGGAGGGUUUCCAUCUUCUCUAGGGGCCAUCAGCCCUCUGAGUGCAGCGGCGGCGGCGGCGGCAGCAGCAGGGAGGGUGGCGUUGUCUGGACAUUCGGGACCUGGCGGAGUGCUCCUGGUCAGCAACCUCAACGAAGAGGUCCGUACACCCCAACAAAACACACACACACACACACACAAACAUAUCCCUGCUCUCUCUGUUCACAGUCUUUUCAUUAUGUCAGUCAGGUCACCAGUACACUGUAUGUCCCAGGUUGUAUAUGUUCAGUCCUCAUCUGUUAAAGAUCAUUUUAUAGUUUGAGGGGCCUUAACAUAACCUUCAUGACAUUUAGCAGCAGAGUAGCGUUAACAUACUUGAAAUGUUGUUGUGUUGUGAGAGUAGAACUAAAGAAGAGAGUAGAAUAAAGAAGAAUUCUUGGGGAUGU
This is a messenger RNA of Sinocyclocheilus anshuiensis, 1412 nucleotides long. Its product is annotated as polypyrimidine tract-binding protein 2-like. Gene Ontology annotation, molecular function: RNA binding. Gene Ontology annotation, biological process: mRNA processing. The record is from RefSeq and is a predicted model, not a curated record. NCBI's taxonomy places the organism in Eukaryota, Metazoa, Chordata, Actinopteri, Cypriniformes, Cyprinidae. Gene Ontology annotation, cellular component: nucleus. Bases 65 to 1288 code for a protein of 407 amino acids. The transcript has 10 exons.